AUGGAGAAUGCUACAGUAAGCAAUACUGAACACAAAAGUGAUAACGCGAAAAAAAUCGAGCAGUACUUUUCAUCAUUCACGGUCACGCCAAAACUCGUCAAAAUUUUGAGUGGUUGUGCAGUUGGUUCGUUUUUUGGACUGGGCAUUCGGUCGGCACUGAGACACACACGUGGCUCGGGGCACGAAAAGUUGGGAUCAGCGAAGCUUUUUGGCGGUGUCGGGGUUGCGCUGAGAGCGUUAGGGACGGCCACUGUGCUGACGUGCUCUGGAUUUGGAUUGCUGGUGAUUGCGGUGUCAGCCGUUCUUGACGUGAAUACACCACGUCAGUUCGGCCAUAAAAUGAGAUUGUUUUGUGGCGAUCGUUUGAGACUGGAGAAAAAAGAAAGUAUCGCCACUCUUUCUGAAUCACCUCUACACUACAAUAAAUUAAUGGAUACGUUACUGUCAGUCUUUCUGCUAAUAUUGUUAAUUGUGACUUCUGCACUGAUGCUCAAAUUAUGUGCCUUUCAACAACAUGCGCUGCCGCCGAGUCGUCGUGCCUUGCUGAUCACGGCACAUCCAGACGAUGAAACUAUGUUCUUUGGGCCAACAAUUCAAGGUCUUCUACGAGACGGUACACAGCUCUAUUUGCUGUGUCUUUCGACGGGUGAUGCCUACGGAGCUGGUGCUAGACGGAAGAAGGAGCUGGCGAAAUCAACGCAAACGUUGGGUAUUGUCGGCGAGAAUGUGAUCGUGUUAGAUUAUGAUAAUUUCAAAGAUGGGUUCAAGUUGUGGAGCAAAGAGCGAUUGGCCAGAGUGCUUCUGCGACACAUCCAAAUACUCGAUGUGGACAUUGUGAUCACAUUCGAUGGAUACGGUGUGAGCGCACACCCUAAUCACAUCUCGUGUUUUCGUGCUUUGCAGUAUUUGUACUCGAAUGGACUCAUACCAGCCGACGUUCAGGUAUUUGUACUGGAGAGUGUGACCGUGUGUCGUAAGUAUUUGUGGCUAUUGGAUGCGUUGAUUAGUGCAGUGCAUUCGACAUUCUUGUACGUCAGCUCACCAUCACAGUAUCUGACAACGUGGCGUGCAAUGUUCUGUCAUACAUCGCAAAUAAUUUGGUUCAGAUACCUAUAUAUGGCAUUCAGCAGAUAUUUGAUCAUCAAUACGCUGAAACGAAUUCAUUUAAAGCAACGUAAAAUUGUCGCCAAAAAAAAGUUGUAA
This is a messenger RNA of Anisakis simplex (herring worm), 1203 nucleotides long. The record is from the annotation of a GenBank genome assembly. NCBI's taxonomy places the organism in Eukaryota, Metazoa, Nematoda, Chromadorea, Rhabditida, Anisakidae.